Molecule: messenger RNA, 3193 nt
Organism: Betta splendens (Siamese fighting fish)
Lineage: Eukaryota; Metazoa; Chordata; Actinopteri; Anabantiformes; Osphronemidae
Gene: rffl
Product: ring finger and FYVE-like domain containing E3 ubiquitin protein ligase
Exons: 8
Coding region: 261-1301 (346 amino acids)
Biological process (GO): protein K48-linked ubiquitination; negative regulation of extrinsic apoptotic signaling pathway via death domain receptors; proteasome-mediated ubiquitin-dependent protein catabolic process
Cellular component (GO): cytoplasm; plasma membrane
Molecular function (GO): ubiquitin protein ligase activity
Source: RefSeq, a predicted model, not a curated record
CUACGGGUCCUCACAGCUAUAGAAACAUUCCCGUGGUGACAGUCCCACUCUUCCUCUUCCUGGUUCGGCACUGUUGUUCUCUUUCUUCAGUCUGAUUCGUUUCUCAGUUCGGGUACUUCGGUUCGACUCGUCAUGCCGCUCAAGCCCCAGGUGAAGGUUUAAAGUGCCGGCUGGUGUUGGUUAACUAACCAGCUACGUCUCCGGGUUAGCAGCCGUUAGCCGAUAGCGGUGUGCUAGCUGCGGCAGCCUGUCACUCAGGGAUGUUUGCAUCAUGCUGUAACUGGUUGUGCAUGGACUCGACCAACGCUGAGCUGUCUGAUGGAGCUGAGAGACGGAACCAGUCCUACACCAACUCUGCCUUCAGCAGCCAGCCGUCUCCUCCGGCCGGGCCCAGCUGUAAGGGCUGCGGCGGGGGCUUUGACGCCUCCGCCAGAAAGCACAUGUGCGUGGACUGUAAGAAGAAUUACUGCAGCCGAUGCUCUGCCCAGCAUGAGCAUCGGCCCCGCCUCUGUCACACCUGUCAACGUUUCUAUGGUAACCUGCUUGAGCGGGCGGAGCUAAUGAAGCUGAAGGUGAAGGAGCUCAGGGACUACCUACACCUACAUGAGGUCUCCACACACCUGUGCAGAGAGAAGGAGGAGUUGGUGGAGCUGGUCCUGGGUCAUCAGUCUUCACCAUCCAACAGCUCCACCCCUGACACUCCAACUUCCAACCCUACCUCUGAGACUUCUGACCUGCCUGACCUCAGUCCUAACAUCUCUGUCUUAACUCCUGACCCUGUCACACCUGCACUAGUCCAGAACCCUGACCCCCCUCCGCUACAACCUGAAGCCUCUCCCACAUCAAUAGAGACCCCCCCCACUGAGCCAGACCAAGAUGAAGACCAGAACUGGGACCCCGAGGACAUCCCGGUUUCAGGUCGCCGGGCUUCUCUGUCAGACAUCAGCUGUGAGGAUGAUAUUGAGGCUCUCAGCGUCCGACAGUUGAAGGAAAUCCUGGCCAGGAACUUUGUCAACUAUAAGGGCUGCUGUGAGAAGUGGGAGCUGAUGGAGAGAGUCACCCGGUUGUAUCAGGACCAGCAGAAUCUACUGUCUGCCAAUGCUGUGAAUACUUCAGACUCUGGUGGUUGUGGUCUGGGUAAGGAAGAGAACCUGUGUAAGAUCUGUAUGGACUUGCCGAUCGACUGCGUCCUGCUGGAGUGUGGUCACAUGGUCACCUGCACCAAAUGUGGUAAGAGGAUGAAUGAGUGUCCCAUCUGCCGCCAGUACGUCAUCCGAGCCGUCCACGUCUUCAAGUCCUGAGUCCACCAGGCCCAACCUGAUUACAGGGCUGAACAUCUUGAAACCUCCCUGAAGGGACCUACUACAGGGGCUCAGUGCUUUUAUUUUGUUAGGUCUAUUUUUCUAGUAUAAAUACAACGUGCAGUAUGUGAGAAGUGGCCUUAUCUGACUUUCAGACAUGAAUGUACAACACAUCUGUUCAUGAGCUUUAAGCCCUGAGCUUCUCUACCCAGAGCCUUUGUGCCUUUCACAAGCUUUUUCCUAAGACUCGAUGUGAAUGGGUUUUUGAAGGUUUGUCCACAGACUUGGAGAAGGACCAAAGACAAUCGGCUCCAGCUGCACGGUAUCAAGUCUUCCUUUGACCUUUAAUUUCCUGAUGAUGCUUAAAAUCAAACGGACUGUGUAGUUACACUGUAGAUUACAGUCAGCGGAGUAAGGUAUGGGCAACUCUGUGGGUCUCCCAAGGCAAACCUACACAUUUUCCUUUUCCUACGGACUGGUUGAUUUGAUUGAUUUCAAGUUUCCACCACAGGCUGGUGAUUUUAUGAGCAUUACCAUGUGUGCUGGGAUGCUGCAAACUGUUGGCAGCGUUCAUGUACAAGGAAGGACGCGUCAGUCAGUACCCAUGUGCUGGUGCUGAGAUUGAACCAGAGUAAACAUGGUGUCUAACACUGACCAGCUUAAAGAGACAAACGAUGACCACUUUGUUUUCACGUGAUGGAUCUGAUGCUGCUACUGUUCCUUCAGGCUGUCGUUCAGGAUGUCGAAAGUUGCCUUAAAACAAACUGACCUUUUAUCAGGUUUGAUGUUCAUUUUAUGCCUACAUUUCCAUUGAACAGUCUGUUUGCCUUUAUAGUUGUCUGGUUUCUUUUUGUUGUUUUUUUUAGGUUGUGAACAUUAUGUUUUUGUAGCCAGUUUAACCAAAAAGUGACUGUUCUACUCACAUUCUUUUAUUGACAUUUAAGACAAGACAGUUGUUUCUGUUUGAAGAAUAAAAGGGAACAUUUAAAAAGCCUGUAAACAGAGUUACAGAAAUGUUUAUAAAAAUUGCAAAGACAAUAGUUUAAUAAUGAUCAUCUCCAAAAGGUUCCUGGAAUUAAUACUGCAACAAGGUGCUUGGAUUCCUGAAACUUAACUUGUGCGUAGACUUGUGCACUGGACUUUGAUCUUUUGUCAUUUUAUACUACAUCAGGUUUAAUGGAAACAACAGUUAAACCCGGGACAUGUGCCUGAGAGGCUCCAAAUUUUGUACAAAGAAGAUCACAUGAGUUAUGGGCCACUGCCUGCAGACUCUGGCAUGUUGAACAUUGAUUUAAACAGUUCUUUGGUUAGACACUGGUGAUGUGUCUUGUCUUUUGCACUAAUCUAUCAAUGCUGUAACACUUUGUAACAUUUUGGUCAAAGAUUGGUCUGGUUUUGUUCCUGUGAGUUUAAGUUUGAGUUUGUUGUGUAUAGUCUUGCUUUUACUUGUUGUGAAAUUAAGCUUGACACUUUUAGAUUUGGGAGCUCUUAUUUACCCUUAGUCUGUUUUGGUCGUUUAUUGGGAUUAUGGAAGCUCAGCCUUAGUCCUCUUAAAGUGCACUUUGAAUCCUUCCUUACAGUAUAACUGAAUAUGACUAUAAUCAGGGCUCUGAUACUAAAGCAACGCCGCUGGGAGCAGAUGUCCACAGCACAGGUUUUGUGGUUUGUAAUAAUCCAGUAAUUAAAAUGAGAUUUUAGGCUGUAAAACAGGAAACUUUGUGCUGCAGAUUGUAACUUUGCCUUUCAACCUCAUAAAACGUCUGACCCACAGGUUUGCAGUAAUUCAUUCAAACCCUGAGCUAUUAUCAUAUAUUUUAAUAAAUUACAGCGUUUAGUUUUGAGUUGAGUGAACCUUAUAGUAUAAUUUUUUAAUAAAACAGAUUUUUGGGUGA